CUUCAAGAAGUCACAGCCAUGACAUGAUAGUCUAAUACUAAUCACCUCAUCGCCUUACCUCUUACACCCUCAACAACAGCCGACAUGUCAUCACCAUCCUCUUCCUCCCCUUCCUCUCCACCAUCCAUCCCCCCUCCCCCAUCAUCAUCAUCCUCAUCAACCACACCCGUCCCCGACCGCCGUCCCCUCCCCAUGGAAUACCCAUUCGCACCAUCCCCAGAUAUAUUACGCACGCACCAAAAAGACGCAUACAUGACCGGCCAGAUAUCCAGCCAAGCCAGCACCAUCCUCCGCGCUCUUCUCGGCGCCAGAUUCGCACACAAAUACUCCAACGCCACAAACAACCUCUCCGAACUCCUCUACCUAUCUCUCACAACCCUCCUCGGCAACCGAACCCUAGGCGAAGAAUACUGCGACGUAGUGCAAAUUGAAGACGACACAUUACGCCUCGCCGGCCUAGGAAGAAGAGUGGGAUACAUCUCAAGUAUUGUAUUCGCACCAUGGAUUCUAAGCAAAUCUCUACCAGCGCUACGGAGACGGUUACGUGAGAAACUGGAACGUAAUCUCCAACAAGCUAAGGGAAGUAGUGCAUGGAGACGAGCGUCGAGUCGCUCGUUACGCAUUCAGGAAUAUAUACUCAAGCAUCUUGAUACGUUGACGAGUCCGAAUCCCGUGUAUGCGGUGUCGUUGGCGAUUUUCUACUUCACGGGAGCGUACUAUCAUCUGUCAAAACGACUGUUUGGGUUACGCUAUGUUUUUACGAAAUCGAUCGACGCUGGCGAGCAGCGUGUUGGAUAUGAGGUGUUGGGUGUCUUGCUCAUCUUGCAGAUGGCUGUUCAGGCGGUCCUACAUGUCCGUGAAACGUAUCUACAGGCAUCGGAGGGAGACAGUUUAUCGCAUGCGGGUGGCGCACCAACCACAGUUGUCAUUGGUGCCGGUGUCGAAGUCCCUGUUGGAUCCUCGUUUGACACUUCCGCGUCACAGUUACUCGCCGACGUCGAGGUUCCAUCGCAAUUGCCAAAGGGCCUAGCGGCCAAUACCGCUACUCCGGUUCUUGAGACCCCGCGCUACGACACGUCCAAUGACGAGACCAUGGCCUGGAUCGCCGACGGCCAACAGCGGAAAUGUACCCUGUGUUUGGAGUCGUUCCGAGACCCCAGUGUCACUACUUGUGGUCAUGUCUUCUGUUGGACUUGUGUUCAGGAUUGGGUCAAGGAGAAGGCAGAAUGUCCUUUAUGUAGACAGAGUGUGCUACCACAGAAGAUUCUACCUCUAAGAUAGCUUUCGCA
This is a messenger RNA of Exophiala mesophila, 1289 nucleotides long. RefSeq lists its product as uncharacterized. The coding region runs from base 85 to 1281 and encodes 398 amino acids. NCBI's taxonomy places the organism in Eukaryota, Fungi, Ascomycota, Eurotiomycetes, Chaetothyriales, Herpotrichiellaceae. Gene Ontology annotation, biological process: protein import into peroxisome matrix. The record is from RefSeq and is a predicted model, not a curated record. Gene Ontology annotation, cellular component: peroxisomal membrane. The transcript has a single exon. Gene Ontology annotation, molecular function: zinc ion binding.